Molecule: messenger RNA, 1479 nt
Organism: Ichthyophthirius multifiliis
Lineage: Eukaryota; Ciliophora; Oligohymenophorea; Hymenostomatida
Product: NADPH adrenodoxin oxidoreductase, putative
Exons: 7
Molecular function (GO): oxidoreductase activity
Source: RefSeq, a predicted model, not a curated record
AUGUCAAAAAGUAUCAUUUAUGCUGUAAAAAUAAAAAACAUAUAAAACUUUAAUUUAAUUAAAAUAUAGAUUAUAGGAGGAGGUCCUGCUGGCUUUUAUACUGCAAAAAAAAUAUUUUAAGAUAAUCCUUUAGCCCAUAUCCAUAUAUUCGAGAAAACUCCUUUUCCUUAUGGAUUAGUAAGAUACGGAGUAGCCCCAGACCAUUAAUCAAUAAAAAAAGUUACAAAAUAACUUAGCGAAGUAGGUACAUAUGCUAAUUUUCGUUUUUUUGGAAACGUAGAAAUUGGUAAAGAUUUAUUAAUAUAGGAUUUAAAAAAACAUUAUUCUGCAAUAAUAUAUUCAUAUGGUGCUUAAAAUGAUAAAAAAUUAGGAAUUCCAGGUGAAGAUUUGAAAAAUGUUUUUUCGGGAAGAUAAUUGGUUAAUUGGUAUAAUGGACAUCCUGAUUAUAUAGAUUUAAAUAUUGAUUUUAGUAAAAUAAAGAAUGUUGUAAUUAUAGGCAAUGGAAAUGUGGCUUUAGAUGUUUCAAGAACUUUAAUAAAAGCAAAAAACAACACAUUGGAUGAAACAGAUAUAUAUACACCAGCUCUUAAAAAUAUAAAGGGAAAUAAUAUAGAAAAUAUACAUAUAGUUGGAAGAAGAGGUUUAAUAUAAUCAUAAUUUUCUGCAAAAGAAUUUAGGGAUUUUAUUCAAAAUAAAAGUGCAAAUUUUUAUAUUUUAAAAGACGAAUAUGAAAAAAGUUUUAAUAAAACAUCCUAAACAGAAUUUAACGACUAAAUGUUUUCUAAAACAAUAAUAGCUCGUACAAAUUAUCGUAAAUAAAAAAUAUUGAAUAAUAUACCUGUAAUUGAUACAAUCAAGGAUAUAAAGAAGUUAAAUGAGAAUUAAAUAAACAUCUUUUUGAGAGUUUUAUUAAGCCCAUAUCGUGUAAAUUAAUAAAAUGGGUAAAUUAAAUCUGUUGAUUUUUAUAAGAAUACGCUCUAAGGUGAACCUUUUUAAUAAAUAUGCAUUUAAGAUAAAUCUUAAAGUGUAAAUAUUCAAUGUGAUUUACUUUUAAGGUGUAUUGGAUAUGAAAGUUAUAAUAUAGAUCCUAAAUAUACUCCUUGGAAUAAUUAAAAUAAUACCAUCGAAAAUAGUAAUGGAUGUGUACUUUCUAUGGAAGAUAAAUAAAAAGUUUAACUUGGAGUCUAUACUAGUGGAUGGGUAAAAACUGGUCCAAUUGGUAUUCUAGAUUAAACUAUGAUUGGUUGUAUCGAAACAACAAAUAAUAUAUAUAAUCAUUUCAGAAAUGAAGUUUUGGAAAGAAAAGAUAAUAAAUGUGAACAUUAUAUUAAUUAGAUAUUAUAAGAGAAAAAGAUUAGGGUAGUUAGCUUUUAAGAUUGGUUAAAAAUUGAUUAAUAUGAAUUAUAAAAAGGUUAAUCUAAAAAUAAAAUAAGAGAAAAAAUAUGUACUAUGUAGGAAAUACUAAAAGUAUUAGAAUGA